Molecule: messenger RNA, 2585 nt
Organism: Lineus longissimus
Lineage: Eukaryota; Metazoa; Nemertea; Pilidiophora; Heteronemertea; Lineidae
Exons: 7
Coding region: 107-1792 (561 amino acids)
Biological process (GO): regulation of apoptotic process
Molecular function (GO): protein binding
Source: RefSeq, a predicted model, not a curated record
AUAGUGUACUCCACUCUUGCAGAUAUUGUUCGUCAAAGUCAAAUAAAUAUGAAUAUAUAUGCUAUGAAAUGACAGUGUUGGGCGGACGGUUUAGACGACCAUCAACAUGGACGAUAUUGAAGAACGUGAGCAGAGGGCAACUGAACUCAACCUGAGGCUCCAAAAUCAAAUGGAUAGUGCAUACUUAGAGGACAUCAAGACUUAUAUGUCCGCUUUUAUUCCGCCAGCUGAACUUGAUAGAAUUCGGUCGUUCUCCAACUUAUGCAGAUGUUUAACACAAAAAGGUAAAAUAUCCCCGACGAACCACAACUAUCUGAUAAGAAUGUUUGAAGAGGUUGGCAAUCGACAAGAUCUUCGGGAGUUAGUACAACAAUUUGACAGGGCAGAAAACAGACAGCCGGGUGUACUCAUUCCUCUGACUUGCCUCUACAAUAAGGACCAGAUCUUGCCUAUCACGGAGCGCUUGCCUGAAUUUCUCGGCUUACUGGACAAGUUCCUAGAAGAACAUUCGGAUUUCAUACCUCAGCAGCUGUUUUAUAAUAAUGCUGCCGCAGGGAUAGCUAGGCCAGACAGAGAUAUAUCCUUAGAAAUUGGAGGAGAUCAAGUGGUAGUGAGUAUCCCGAAAGGAGCAGUCACAGAGAACAAGAUCAUCUAUUGCCAUUUCGUCGAUGGUGAGACACCAUGCCUCCUAGAAAGCGGCCAAUCACUUGUCUGCUAUUCCAUACCAGUUUUUCUGGGACCUACUGGAGAGGAAUUCAAUUCCCAUCCUGUUGUUUUGAAUAUUGCCCAUAACAUCGUACCAACCCCGCAAUAUGUUACCGCGGCUAUAAAAUUUUAUGUAAGGCGAGAAGGUGAUGAACUAGUGUGGAAAGAAGGCGAAGGGCACUUUUGUAGCAUCGGAAAGGAUAAGGCAAUGAUCCACCUAAGACACUUUUCGGAAUUUGUAUUAGCCGUUGACCCAAGCGUAUCGACAACACUUCCACCCUUCAGAGCGCGCAUGAUCACCAUCAUUAGGGACAUCAGUGAGACCGAGCGUUCCCUCGUCAUCAUCAUCGUUUUUGACUCGGCCUACAUGAUAAAGAAAGUGAAACAAAUGCUCCGUGGAAGGAAAUGCAUGGUGGGUGUCACCACUAGUCAGGAAGUCAUCCUGGAGCCAAGGGUCGCGUCUAAGAUCAAAGUUCAGGGAAGAAGAUGGACAGGAAAGGAUGACGUUCAGGACGUGACCCCAGAUCAACUCGACAUGUUGGUAUUCAAACCGGUCUAUCGGGAAAUAACAAUGGUCCAGGAAGAGAACACAAAUAUACAGGAUUCGAGAAUGUGCAGUCUAGCCAUCAUUCAAAAUAAUCAAUCACAGAAAUUUGUUGUCGACGAGGACACAUUCAAACUUAGAAAAGCAACAGAAGAUGAGGUCAUAAUCCCUGAAUACCCUGAGUCAAGAACCGAAUUUGUCGCACCAGAAACAAGUGCAACAAUCACCAAUGUUUUAGUUGAAUUAGAUCGCCAGAGAAAGGAUUUCAAGGAAAUCAUAGACACAAUGAAGGAAUAUAGAGAGCAGACCGUUUCCCAAAUGGGUGCGUUGAUGGAGAAUCAAAAGCACCAAUUGGCAGAACAACGGGAACAGAUCGACGCGUUGCGGAUGGAACUUGUGGAACAGAAGAUGGAAUACCAGAAACUGGAUGACGCGUUGCAGGAUCUUUUUGAACAAAAUACGAGAAAGAGGAUUUUUGGUGUGUGGCAGAAAACCUCAAAACAGAUUGAUCAAAGGGGGAACGGCAUAAACCGUUGUGAAUAGAUGGCGACUCAAUCAUUCCUAUUGUUUGAGAUGGGAGAGGUGAGAAUUAGUCAGCCAGUUAAGUCUCCUGUACAUAGAGGGUUUUUGAUAACUUAGGGUCAAAUAAAUCAGCAAAAAUUUACGAAACUUCACAAAUGAUUGUCACAAGUAGAUACUUAUUGACAGUUUGCUAAAUUUUAAUUCAUUCUAAUUGAAAAGUAAUAUGUUUCGCAUAUUUGUGGGAAAAAAUGGAAAAUCACCCAAUUUUCAACCCCCCUAUAUAUAGACACUAGAAUUUUUUUGCAAUAAAGCUGAAAUCAUUGUAUAUAAUGCCAAGAGUACUAUCAACCAGGUCUCACGUCGGGAAUUCACAUCAAAUGAGUAGUUUCAGGGCCAGCGCAGCUAAAAAAGGCCCCAAAUCCCGAUUUCUCAAGAAUUUACACUACAGGCUAUGAGUUGACCAAAGUUUUCAACCUGUAGAUGGACACAUUGAAUUUCCAUUCGAAUCGCUCCAUUUUUUGUCUGUAAUUACCUUGACAUAAUGAAUUGUGUCAGAGGUCGGGAGCCAAGAUUAUUUGAACACCCUGCCUGAAAAGCCAACUUUAUUGAUAUUUCCUAUGCUUUUUCUAUUAGGCCUGUCAGGACCAACUUAGCUAGUGUGCUCAGUGGCUUAAUUGGCCAAUCCCGCAAUAGCUGGUAUGAAAACAGUGUAGCAGGACUUAGAGUCAAUCAAAUCAAUUCACCAGGUACGAGUCGAUAUUCUAGUUUCAGCAGCAUUUGUGCUCUUCCAUAUUCAGAACCUGAUUGCAACCCG